Messenger RNA from Emys orbicularis (European pond turtle), 1473 nucleotides. RefSeq names its product sialic acid-binding Ig-like lectin 13. Bases 1 to 1473 code for a protein of 490 amino acids. Lineage: Eukaryota; Metazoa; Chordata; Testudines; Emydidae. The record is from RefSeq and is a predicted model, not a curated record. The transcript has 8 exons.
AUGAAGUUUGAGGACCCCGGCGAGAACAGAGCAGACCAGUGCGCUGUUCCCAGCCACCCCACCCCAGAGGCGGACGCAUCUCAGCUCCGGGUGAGCAACCUCUGGACAGUGGCGCUGUGUGGCUGUUCCCCAGCUGCCCCGCCUGGAGGUGGCUGCAUCUCAGCUCGGGGUCUGUCCCACCCAGACGCCCCAGCCAUGGGCAGAGCGCUGCUACCACAGGAUGACAUCAGGGAAAGGGAGCUCCAACCUCAGGGCCCCCUCUGGAGAGCAGGGGGUCCUGCCUCGCUGAGGGUCCUGAUCCUCGCUCUGCUCUGGAGGGGGUCCCUGUCCCAGCCACCGGGAUUUUCCCUGGCGGUGCCGCAGUCGGUGUCGGUGCAGGAGGGUCUCUGUGUUUUUGUCCCCUGCAACUUCACGUACCCAGCCUCGUAUGACACCGACAAUCCCUCAGCCCAGCUAUACGGACAAUGGUACAAGGAGCCUGCUACUGUGGGCCAGGAUCGUCCUGUGGCCAGCAGUCUCUCCAGCUGGGGGGUGUCGCAGGAGACCCAAGGCCGGUUUUGGUUGACAGGGGAUCCAGCGCACGGCGAUUGCUCCCUGCAAAUCAAUGAUGCCCGACGGACGGAUGCGGGGAUUUAUUUCCUUAGCAUCGAUAAAGGCUCGUUAGAUCACACUUACCACUCCAAUGCCGAUGGCACUGACUCUGUGCUCACGAUCUCCGUGGCAGAGCUGAUGGAGGAGCCAGAGAUCCAGAUCUCGCCGGCACGGGGGCUGCCAGGGACGCUCGUGGCCGGUAAGCCGGUGACUGUGACCUGCACGGCCCCUGGGCGCUGCUAUGGGUCCCCUCCCCGAGUCACCUGGAGGGGGCCGUUCAGCGACACAGCCCGGAACGUCUCAGCCCAGCUGGUGAACGGCACCUGGUCCCACAGCUCCGCGCUCCACUUCACACCCACCCUGGGGGACCAUGGCAAAGAGCUCGUCUGCACCGUCACCUACAGCUCAGCACAGGGACCUUCCACCAGCAGAACCAUUCAGCUCCUUGUCGGCUAUCCGCCUGGGCCCCUCAGCAUUGCUGGGACCCUGACCAGGAACGGACACCCCGUGCUGGAAGUGUCGAGAGCUGAGGGUGACGUGUCUCUGGAGACCCAGGAGGGCGACUCCCUGACCCUGAGCUGUGAGGCUGGGAGCAGAGCCGAGGCCACCCUGAGCUGGGCCAAGGGGCAUGAGUCCCUCAGCCCUGGCCAGGGAGGGGACGGGCACCUGGAGCUGUUGAAUCUCAGCAGAGGGGACGCUGCGGAGUAUCGGUGCUGGGCCAUGAAUUCCUAUGGGUGGGCCAGCCAGGCCCUGCGUGUGCACAUGCAGUCUCCAUCAGAUGGCCUCACUCCGGCAUUUAUCGAAUUCAGCUGCAAACUCGUCUUCGUGGCGACUGGAUUCAUCCUGGCCUAUUACCUCACCCUGCUCUAUUACAGAUGGUAA